This is a messenger RNA of Stegastes partitus (bicolor damselfish), 2104 nucleotides long. RefSeq names its product DnaJ heat shock protein family (Hsp40) member B6b (gene dnajb6b). Gene Ontology annotation, molecular function: Hsp70 protein binding. The transcript has 10 exons. The record is from RefSeq and is a predicted model, not a curated record. Bases 185 to 1162 code for a protein of 325 amino acids. Lineage: Eukaryota; Metazoa; Chordata; Actinopteri; Pomacentridae.
GCCACACCACCAGCAACCAGCCACCACCAGCGGCUGCAGUUACUGUUUCCGUACUCAGGCGAAGACCGGAGGUAAAGCAGCAGCAGCGAGGCCGUCGGAGCGGACAUUUCCCUCACACAGAGGCCACGCAGCAGACCCUCGCAUUUGACAGCACCCACAAACGCACACACAUACAGACAGAACCAUGAUGGAAUACUACCAGACACUAGGAGUCCAGAAAAAUGCUACGCCAGAGGACAUCAAAAAAGCUUACAGAAAAUUGGCAUUGAAGUGGCAUCCAGACAAGAACCCAGACAACAAGGAGGAAGCAGAGAAAAGAUUCAAAGAGCUGUCAGAGGCGUAUGAAGUGCUCUCAGAUGAGAACAAGAGGAAUAUUUAUGACCGAUACGGCAAAGAAGGCCUCUCAGGAGGAGGUGGAGGAGGAGGAGGCCAUUACGAUCACUUCGGCGGCAGCAGCUUCACAUUCCGUAAUCCCGAGGACGUUUUCAGGGAAUUCUUUGGCGGCAGAGAUCCAUUUGCAGAUUUUUUUGCUGAUGAUCCCUUUGACGAUUUCUUCGGAGGCAGUCGCAGCCACCACAGAGGUGCAAGCCGGAACAGGAUGGGCGGGUCGCUUUUUGGCUUUGGUAGCUUUCCAGCAUUUGGGCAUAGCUUCUCAGGGUUUGAUUCAGGUUUUAACUCAUUUGGAGACAUGGGCGGCGGCGGCGGAUUCACUUCCUUCUCUUCUUCAUCUUUUGGUGGCGGGGGAGGAGGAGGAGGAGGAAUGGGUAACUUCAAAUCUGUGUCGACCUCCACCAAGAUCGUCAACGGCAGAAAAAUUACCACUAAACGAAUCGUGGAGAACGGCCAGGAGCGGGUUGAAGUGGUAGAGGACGGUCAGUUAAAAUCCCUUACAGUUAAUGACAUCGCAGCCGAAGACCCCUUGGAGGAGGAGUUUCGUCGCCGCAGACAGAACGCACUUCCCGGCCUGCACCAGCGCUACCUGAGGAGCUCCGCCCAGAGCCCCUCGGAGGAAGAGGAGGAGCACGGCCUGCAGAGCCUGGGACUAAUGAGAGGACACACAGACAACAAGAGGAAGAAAAUGUGGAUAAAGGAGGCAGACUCCAAAAAGAAAAGAGCUCCUCGGCUCUUCCCUCGGUUCGGUGGACUUGGUGCCUUCUUUUAAACACUUACACACAUAAAUAUUUGUUGGCAGAAAUGCCAUCAAUCAUAUGCGGCAUUAGUUCAUCGUGGCUAUGUAUCAGAGGCCCAACAGCCCCACUGCUGCACCAUAUCUCCUCUUGUCUAUCAGCUGCAGCACAGAGCAUAGCGCCUGCCUGCCUGCCUGCCUGCCUGCCUCAUCAGCCAAACAGUAGCCUGCAGAGACCUCACUUCGAUGUUUUGUGUUGUCUGAGAUACAUUUUGGUAGCUUAGCUGUUGCUGUAUUUAUUGCGGGUGGGCCCCGUGGAUGUACAGUGCGCAUUCAGAACUUAAAUUAAUCUCUUAUGAUUGGACUUUUCCAGUUUUUACAGCAUGAUCUGAGAGCGUGUUCUUGUGUUUGAAGGGGUUCAGGUGGAAGGGGAAUUACCAUAGCAACCUUGUUUGUGAUAAGCAUGAAAAUUACCGCACUAAUACUGUAUAGCAUGUGAGAAUAAGUGAAGGUCAAGCUAUUCAGUGGAGCCUUCUUUCAAAACAGACAAAGAGGAAGAGGGAUAACUGGGGAAUGUGAGAGUAAAACCGAAUGAAAGCACUGAAGAGUGAGUUUUACUGCCGAGAGAUUAACAUGUUCCGCUCACUCCUACAUGAGCGCUGCUCAAUAACGUUAUCCGCUCAUUUACCUCCACUUCCACAGAGUGAAAACUCACAAUUAAUCCCUCUCAAAGUCUUUUUUUUAUAGGGUUCUUUGUAUCAAACAGAUUCAGCAACACAUUAACCUUCUAUGGGUGUUUUUGUAAAAAUUUCUUACACAGAAAGAAAAAAAAAACCCAAAGCAGUUUCCCUCAUCUGAUUUGUCCUUGACAGAUUGUUCUCAUGAUAACUGUGAGUGAAAAUGUGGAAAUGUCUGAGAAAUGUUCAUUUUUUAUGGACUCUUACCAUUAAAUGCUUAAAGAAAAACCUUUUCACCAAA